AGCAGAUGGUAGAUCGUUAUUGGAUCACUUUCUUUGUGUUGCUUUCUUGUCUUGUUGGAGUACUCGAUGCUAGUGCUGGCGAUGCUGACCCACUGUAUAGGGCUUGUGUAGGACAAUGCAAAAAGACUGGCUGUGUUGGUGAAACAUGCUUCCCACAUUGCAAAUUCUCAUCAGAUGGUGCUUCCCUUGAUGGCCCUUGGUACAUGCAAGAACCUCUGUACUUGCAGUGGAAACAAUGGGAUUGCCUAAGUGAUUGCCGUUACAACUGUAUGCUCAACAGAGAGAAAGAGAUGGCAUCACUUGGUCACGGGCCUGUCAAAUAUCAUGGUAAAUGGCCUUUCAAGCGGCUAUAUGGAUUUCAGGAGCCUGUUUCUGUGGCUCUUUCUGCUCUCAACCUUGUGAUGCAUUUCCAUGGUUGGCUGUCCUUUUUCAUCCUUAUGUAUUACAAGUUACCUCUGGGAUUAGAUAAGAAGCGGUACUAUGCUUUCACCAGUCUGUGGCAUAUCUAUGGCCUCUUAUCAAUGAAUGCAUGGUUCUGGAGUGCUGUUUUCCAUAGUCGGGAUGUGGAUUUGACAGAAAAGCUAGACUACUCUUCUGCAAUAGCAUUACUUGGAUACUCUCUUAUUUUGGCUAUACUAAGAAGUUUUAACGUGAGGAUUGAGGCCGCCAGAGUCAUGGUUUCUGCACCACUGCUUGCAUUCAUAACCACCCAUAUACUGUACCUUAAUAACUAUCAAAUGGACUACGGGUGGAACAUGAAAGUUUGCCUUGUCAUGGCCGUGUCUCAGCUUCUUAUUUGGGCAAUCUGGGCCGGUGUCACUCAUCAUCCCUCUCGCUGGAAGUUAUGGGUUGUGGUCGUGGGAGGUGGCCUUGCAAUGCUUCUGGAGAUCUAUGAUUUCCCUCCAUACCAAGGAUUUGUGGAUGCACAUGCCCUUUGGCAUGCCACCACUAUACCCCUCACCUACAUUUGGUGGAGUUUCAUUAAGGAUGAUGCUGAGUUCAGCACAGCUAAACUGCUCAAAAAGAUGAAAUAGCAUGUUUUCUAGUACCCAUGAACCCCAAUGGUUGUGUAGUGCUUUGGCCAGUUGAUGAACCUCAGGUCAACACACAUCUAUGAAAAGUAGAUUCUUCUUUUAUUAUUACUUCUGUUAAUUGCUAAGUAGCGAGAAGAUACUUGGUUUGACGAGAGGUGGCAGGGUUGGUAAACUUUGGAUAACAUUGGUGAACUUUGUUAGAGAUAUUUCUUGUAUUCAUCUAUUACAGUGGCCUAGGGAACAGAUUGUCGUACUCUGGUAAUGCAUCAGUUAGCUGGUUAUUUUGUGUAAUUGGAGGCUACUGAACACUUCUUCCACCCUCCUCAGCCUGAUUAUAGCUCAGAAAGAACUGUGUCACCCUGCAUAGAUAUAGAACCUAAUCACCUUUCAAUUACAUCAUGGUUUG
Ilex paraguariensis (yerba mate) is the source of this 1440-nucleotide messenger RNA. Lineage: Eukaryota; Viridiplantae; Streptophyta; Magnoliopsida; Aquifoliales; Aquifoliaceae. The record is from the annotation of a GenBank genome assembly.